Molecule: messenger RNA, 915 nt
Organism: Fibroporia radiculosa
Lineage: Eukaryota; Fungi; Basidiomycota; Agaricomycetes; Polyporales; Fibroporiaceae
Exons: 10
Coding region: 1-915 (304 amino acids)
Source: RefSeq, a predicted model, not a curated record
AUGCCGGACGUCGACAGAGAUCGCCAAGUUGGGUUCGAGCUGACCUUCAAAUUCGCUCUGUCCGCCGUCACUUUCUUGGCGUACGAUACGCUGCUGAAUAUUGGAGAUGAGAUAGACUACGUCUGGAGAGGCCCGAGGUCGUGGGUGACAUGGGCGUACGCGUUCAUCAGACACGUUCCAUCGAUCAUUGCCUUCACCUUCUUUGAAUGGCGCCCAGAACAGUGCAGAGCCUGGAUCGCGUACCAGCUGUCCUUCAACGAAGCCCUCACCAUCGCCGUAGAAGGCGUACUAAUCGUCCGCAUUUAUGCGCUGUACAACCGCAACCGGCUGGUCAUAGCCGCAGUCCUUUUCCUGUACAUGUCUGAAAUCACGCUCAUGAUCGUCGUCAUUGCCGUCAGCAUUCCCGGCAUGCGCUUCGACGAGCAGUGUGUCAUCACGGACACCCCGGGCAUCUUUACCUCGUACUGGAUAAUCUCGCUCGCGUUCGAAACCAUUCUGUUCGCCCUGACCCUGGUCAAGUUCUUCACGAGCAUGAGCAGAUAUCUCGGCCGCCAUUCACUGCUCUUUGCCCUCGUGCGCGAUGGCACGUGGGCAUAUGCUAUGACGUUCGUGAUCAUGCUGAUGAACACGCUCGUGUAUCACCUGGUCAAGGGCACCCUGGCGGGCGUGUGUUUUUGUUGGGAGCUGGCUAUCAUGUCCUUUGCCGGCGCGCACGUUCUCCUCAACUUGCGACGGCUCGCGGCGGACCGGUCUGUCAUAGAGCUGCCCUUGUCGGUCGGCGUGGACGACACCAUCCAAUUUACGUCGCACAUCGACCACGCAGGCGAAGGGACGGCAACCGGGAUCACCAACGAGAGCGAAGUCACCAUGGAGAUGCGCAACCUGAAAGGGUGCAGCCUGAGUUGCCGUGCGUAA